Fundulus heteroclitus (mummichog) is the source of this 3374-nucleotide messenger RNA. It is a transcript of the gene phc2a, whose product is annotated as polyhomeotic homolog 2a (Drosophila). The transcript has 7 exons. Gene Ontology annotation, molecular function: protein binding; zinc ion binding. The record is from RefSeq and is a predicted model, not a curated record. Bases 353 to 1183 code for a protein of 276 amino acids. NCBI's taxonomy places the organism in Eukaryota, Metazoa, Chordata, Actinopteri, Cyprinodontiformes, Fundulidae. Gene Ontology annotation, cellular component: nucleus; PRC1 complex.
GCGAGUCCAUCCCAUUAAUGAUUACUUGCAGUUGGGUCCUAAUGGAUGUUAAUAACAGCGUUGGAAAGUGCGGCGUGGAGUCGUGGUGAAGAUAUGAAGCAGUUGGUAACUUUGCGGCUCCUGGUGUAACGUGGCGGUUCGGCCCGGUUUAUGCGGUUGUGUGAGGGUCCCAGCUGGCUGGGGUUGUCCCGCCGGGGUUGUUCCCAGCGUCCUGAGCGGAGCGGUUGUUCAGCUUGGAGCCGCCGAACAAAGAGCUUUUCUUCCUUGGACCAUUGUUACCGGUCAGGGCGCCUGGAACUGAUUCCGAACUGGUUUCGGACGGUUAAAGUUUGGGGCAGCCUGUGCUCCAGUCAUGACCUCUGGGAAUGUGAGCACUAACAGCAGCCAACACAAUGGAGAGAGCAAAGCAGCCCAGCAGGCCAUAGACAAGUCCCGCAUCCUGACACACCUGAUUGAAGGCUUCGUUAUCCAAGAAGGUGCCGAGCCUUUCCCUGUGGAGCGUCCAUCUUUCUCGAUAGAGAGCCUCAGGAGACGUGCAGCAGAUUCAAAGAUGGAUGGCCUAUCUUCAAAGGAUUUAAAGGCCCAGCAGGAACCCAUGUUGACCUGCGAGCUGUGUGGUAAGGUGGAUUUUGCCUACAUCUUCAAAAGGUCCAAGAGGUUCUGUUCCACAGUGUGUGCUAAACGCUACAAUGUGGGAUGCACAAAGAGGAUGGGCCUCUUCCCAAACCGUAAAACCAGUCUGCAGAACCUGAAGAAACGAACGUUGAAUGGGAGCUACAAAAACACCAGUUUGGAGUCUAAGAACAAGAGUGCUCCUGUUGGUCACACUGUCCAACCUGCACAGGAAGAGUCCAGACAGUGUUCGGACCUGUCUGGCUAUAAAAGAGUCCUGUCGCCCCUGUUGGCUACCCCACAGGUUCCUGCUGUGCAAGCCUCCAAUCCCCCCCUACUACCCCACAGCUUUCUGCCCUCCGAUCCAGGACAGUGGAACAUCCAGGAAGUUUAUGAAUUCAUCUCCUCCCUGCCAGGUUGUUUGGAGAUUGCAGAGGAAUUCCGCUCUCAGGAGAUCGAUGGACAGGCUCUGCUUCUGCUGAAAGAGGAUCAUCUCAUGGGAACCAUGAACAUUAAACUGGGCCCAGCCCUAAAAAUCGUUGCUCAGAUUAGCAUGCUCAAAGACUCAUAGCUCCUUUAACACUCGGACCUCAACCAUAGACAGCUCUGCUGUUACCAGACACAUCAGGCUGGCUCAGGAUCUUCGGAUUUUCGUCAUGACCUUCUCAGUAUUUCCUCAUCCCACCUUUUACACUUUUACACAACUUCAGGAACAAAAGGUAUUCCACUGUUGGAGAUGAAUGUUGUCUUGUGUAUACUGUUCUUAAGAAUGCAGGUAGUUUUUGUAGAGUUUUACCAGACUGUAGGUUUUCUUCCUCCUUCAGGUCAGCAGCAGGACCAAUGUUUUCACCAAACAAACCUGUUUAAUUAGAUAAGAACCUUUCUCUGAGGAUUGUGUACAAAGGUACAAGCAUUAUUGAUGGCCUAUCACACAACAGCUAUUUUCAUGUUAAAACAGAAAUUAUAUUGUAUAUACCAAUAUAAAUCAGCAUGUUGUAGUUGUACUGCCCAUCCAUUUUCUGCCUGGUGCCGAUCUCCAGUGGUCUAUGAGAGAGAGCGCUGCAGUAUACCCUAGACAUGUUGCCCUCUGUCACAGGGAGACAGGGACAAACAAUACGAUGGCACACACUCAUACCUAAGGUCAGUUUAGAGAAGCAAAUACAUCUAACCUUUUACUGUGGGAGAAAGCCAAAGUACUGCCAUAGACUGGCGCUCUGUCCAGGGUGUACCCCGCCUCUCGCCCAUUGACAGCUGGAGAUGGGCACCAGCACCCCUCGCAAACCCAAUAAGCGUGUUAGAAAAUGGAUGGAUGGAUGCAAGGAAGCUAAAAUACUUGGAGAGAACCCACACAUGCACAUUGAAACAUAAACUCCUUGUAAGACGGGCCCUGGCUAGAACUCAAACCCAGAAUCAUCUUGCUGCAAGGCAACAGGGCUAACAACUGAGCCACCAGGCAGGAGUUUGACCAUUUAAUGGGAUGUUUAAUAACACCCAGUCAGUUGUGCUAAUACCCACUAAAUGUGGAUUUUGUCCUGAGCUAAAAAUCUUUUCAGUUUAGUAAAUUGCUCAGCAAUUUUCCUGAUCGACUUUCCAAACAUUUACUGCAGCCUGCCCUGCUGUCAGAAGAGCAACAAGUUGUAACAGGGCUAGAAGUGUUUGGACGUCAUUGAUUUUUCCAGGAACAGCAACAUUUAAAAAAGUAACUAAUGUGGUUCCUGUUGUAAAGACAUAACCCCAGCAGCUGUUUAGAGGAUCUUUGCUCUGUAUUGGUGUGUCCUAUGAAAAUGUCUCUUUCUGUUCCAUAAUUACCCCCCUUAAACAAUGGCACUGGAUGUAGAAAAGAAAAGAGCAGAAGUCUUUCUGACAGUGACCCUUGAGGUGCAAUGUUAAGGUUAUUUAUUCUCUGCCUGAUUUUGCAUGCAAAUGAAGGUCUGUCUUAUGUUGCAAUCAUAAAAACUGAAGAUACACUGAUCCACACCCACAUCACAGAAUGGUGCUGAUAACGCUGUGACUGACACCAUGGACACAAACUGUGAUUUACGUUAUUUGUCUGUGCAAAUUCUCAGUUAUCUGAGUCAUGGCAACAGCUAACAGGCUUUAACCAGAGGCAACCGGACUUUUGCUCAGUUUUUCUGAAAAUGUUUUGACACCUAUCUCCAGGAGGCUUUGUCAGUUCCAGCGGCUCUCACUUGAGCUCGCCUUCGAUUUAAGCCUGUUUGUUGUUAUUGUAUGAUUCCACUUCAUAAUGACAGGUCUACAAAAAUACUUCUGUAAUAUAAAACUGGAAGACUUAAUGUGAAAAUCUUGAAGGUUUUUAAACAUUUGUUCAAGAUUCUGUUUUGGGUUCUUAUGUUUUGCAGCUCUCCUGUCUUCUUUUCUGGUGAUUGCUGUAAAUGUUCUGCUCACCUGCACUGGUUCAGCUCUGAAUCAAACCCACUGAUCAAACCAACAGGAUUUUUUUCAGGUGAUCGCCUUAAAGUCUAUGCACACAAACGUGACUGCAAUAAGUGCCUGUGGGAGCAUAUUGACGAGGCUGCUUAAUCAUAGCUGGGAGUGAGAAAAGACAAAAAGAGAGGUUGUUUGUUCUUUAAUUAAACCUUUACCAAAGUCAUGUGGGAUUCAAGCUAGCACUGCUCUGCUGCCUGGUAGAUGCAGUUGUUGAUGUUCUCCUUUAGAAUAACUACAUUUCAGUCCUUUGACCUGUUCUUUUGUCUUACACAGAAAACACACUUUAAUAAAGUCAUUAGAUUUGUUCUCUGAAA